UCAGUUUUACGGACCUAGAGUGUCAUACAAAUUCCCAAUAGUAUUUUUAGGGGGCUAAUUGAUAAAACGGAAGUUAUACGUGGGUCACAUUGUAAUUUGCUACUCUUGUUUAAUUCGUUGUGCGGAGACGGAAGAGGAGGCUGCAAAUCGGAUUUGGAGAAACCCUAGAAACCGGCGAGAGAGGUGAAAUCUUUGGAGUCGAGACGAUGAAGAGCGACUGGUUUAACUUGCAUCAGAUUGCGAGAAACUCAUUCAUAGCUACAUCAACCGUGUACGCUUCCACCGAAUUGAACUUUGAUCGAAGAAGCUUCUGCUUUUUUGCACCAGACAGAUCUGGCUUUGUCGUGUUGAAAUCGGAGAAGGAGUUCAACAAUGCCCUCAGCAAAGCUCGAGAUGGAUCUUUGCCUUCGGUCUUCUACUUCACUGCUGCGUGGUGUGGACCUUGUAAGUUUAUUUACUUCUCUGAAACCAAGUUUAGGUUCUGGAUGGGUUUUUUGUUAAUGUGUGACCUUUUAGGCAGGCUUAUCGCUCCUGUAAUGUUGGAGCUCGGUAAGAAAUAUCCUCAUGUUACUACAUACAAGGUCGACAUUGAUGAGGGCGGUCUUUCAAAUGCUCUUGGGAAGUUAAACGUCUCUGCUGUGCCAACAAUGCAAUUCUUCAAAGGGGGCGUCAAGAAAGCAGAGCUUGUAGGUGCAGAUGUAAUUAAGCUCAGGAGUAUCAUGGAACAUCUGUACAAGUGAGAGAGAGAGACUGUCACCUUGUGUUACAUUUUUUUUUGCUGCGCUGCGUCAAAGUAAUGCACCAAGUGAUUACGAACAAGGAAACAAAAAAAAUCUUUGUUGAGAUCGUUAUGGAGAUACUCUCUGUCUCACGGCAUUUAUUUAUCAAUGUACAUAAUUUUGUGAUUUUAUCAAAUAAAUUUCAUUGCUUUGAGCUAUUA
This is a messenger RNA of Brassica napus (rape), 940 nucleotides long. RefSeq names its product thioredoxin O2, mitochondrial. NCBI's taxonomy places the organism in Eukaryota, Viridiplantae, Streptophyta, Magnoliopsida, Brassicales, Brassicaceae. The record is from RefSeq and is a predicted model, not a curated record. The transcript has 6 exons. The coding region runs from base 207 to 740 and encodes 177 amino acids.